Messenger RNA from Sorex fumeus (smoky shrew), 3122 nucleotides. RefSeq names its product protein kinase N1 (gene PKN1). NCBI's taxonomy places the organism in Eukaryota, Metazoa, Chordata, Mammalia, Eulipotyphla, Soricidae. Bases 164 to 3031 code for a protein of 955 amino acids. The transcript is spliced from 23 exons. The record is from RefSeq and is a predicted model, not a curated record. Gene Ontology annotation, biological process: signal transduction; protein phosphorylation. Gene Ontology annotation, molecular function: protein serine/threonine kinase activity; ATP binding; small GTPase binding.
CUGGCCAGGCGGGGCCCGAGUGGAGCAGGCCGGUGUGGGCCGCGCGCCCCCUGCCCGCCGCGCGCCGCGUGCACGCGCGCCCCUCUCGCCGGCCCUCCCUCGGCGCGGGGCCCCCGGGCGGGCGGCGCGAGGACAUGGCCAGCGACGCGGUGCAGCCCUGCUGAUGGCCUGUCAGCCUUGCCGCGGAGCUGGGCGAAUCUGGUGUUGCCGGACACACAAGAGUGAGCCCCACGGCUGGUCGCUGCUGGAGCAGCUGGGCCUGGCGGGCGCCGACCUGGCGGCUCCCGGGGUGCAGCAGCAGCUGGAACUGGAGCGGGAGCGGCUGCGGAGGGAGAUCCGCAAAGAACUGAAGCUCAAGGAGGGCGCCGAGAACCUGCGCCGCGCCACCACCGACCUGGGCCGCAGCCUGGGCCCCGUGGAGCUGCUGCUGCGGGGCUCAGCGCGCCGCCUGGACCAGCUGCACCAGCAGCUGCAGGAGUUGCACGCGCACGUGGUGCUGCCCGACCCCGCGGGGGGCUCCGGAGAUGCCCCCCAGUCCCCCGGGGCGGUCGGCCCCGCCUGCUCCGCCACCAGCCUGAGCCGUGUGGCCGGGCUGGAGAAGCAACUGGCCAUUGAGCUGAAGGUGCGGCAGGGCGCCGAGAACAUGAUCCAGACCUACAGCAAUGGCAGCACCAAGGACCGGAAGCUGCUGCUCACUGCCCAGCAGAUGCUGCAGGACAGUAAGACCAAGAUUGACAUCAUCCGCAUGCAGCUGCGCCGCGCGCUGCAGCAGGCUGGCCAGCUGGAGAGCCAGGCGGCCCCGGAGGACACCCAAGGGAGUCCGGACCUGGGAGCAGUGGAGCUGCGCAUUGAGGAGCUGCGACACCAUUUCCGAGUGGAGCACGCUGUGGCCGAGGGUGCCAAGAAUGUGCUCCGCCUGCUCAGUGCUGCCAAGGCUCCGGACCGCAAGGCAGUCAGCGAGGCCCAGGAGAAGCUGACUGAGUCCAACCAGAAGCUCGGGCUCCUCCGGGAGGCCCUGGAGCGGAGGCUCACAGAGCUGCCCGCCGACCACCCCAAGGGGCGACUGCUCCGAGAGGAGCUUGCUGCCGCAGCGUCCCCUGCCUUCAGUGCCCGCCUAGCCGGACCCUUUCCUGCCACGCACUACAGCACCUUGUGCAAACCGGCUCCGCUCACAGGGACCCUGGAGGUACGUGUGGUGGGCUGCAGAGACCUUCCGGAGACCAUCCCCUGGAACCACACACCGUCGGUGGGGGCACCCGGAACCCCGGACAGCCGCACCCCUUUUCUGAGCCGCCCGGCCCGUGGUCUCUACAGCCGGAGCGGGAGCCUCAGUGGCCGGAGCAGCCUGAAAGGCGAAGCGGAGACCGCCAGCGAGGUGAGAACUGUGCUGAAGCUGGACAAUGCCGUGGUGGGACACACAUCCUGGAAGCCGUGUGGGCCCCAUGCCUGGGACCAGAGCUUCACCCUGGAGCUGGAGCGGGCACGGGAGCUGGAGCUGGCCGUGUUCUGGCGAGAUCAGCGGGGCCUCUGCGCCCUCAAGUUCCUCAAGCUGGAGGAUUUCCUGGACAACGAGCGGCACGAGGUGCAGCUAGACAUGGAGCCCCAGGGCUGCCUGGUGGCCGAGGUCACCUUCCGCAAUCCCGUCAUUGAGCGCAUCCCCCGGCUCCGGCGGCAGAAGAAGAUCUUCUCGAAGCAGCAAGGGAAGACUUUCCAGCGAGCCCGGCAGAUGAACAUCGAUGUGGCCACGUGGGUGCGGCUGCUCCGGAGACUCAUCCCCACCCCCACCAGCACCUUCAGUCCCGGGGUGUCCCCAGGUGCUGAGGCCCGCGGCACCGGGGACAUAUCAGUGGAGAAGCUGACACUGGGCACAGACGCGGACAGCUCACCCCACAAAAGCCCCCUGGGCUCGCUGUCCAGCUCCUCCGGCCUGAGCUCCCCGAUCCAGGAAACCGCCCCUGCACCAGAGCUGCCUUUGGAGACCCGAGAGAGCCCAGGCUCGGCCCUGUGCAGCCCGCUGAGGAGCUCCCCCCUGUCCCUGGAGGAUUUCAAGUUCCUGGCAGUGCUGGGCCGUGGCCACUUUGGGAAGGUUCUGCUCUCAGAGUUCCGAGCCAGCGGGGAGCUGUUUGCCAUCAAGGCUCUGAAGAAGGGGGACAUUGUAGCGCGAGAUGAGGUGGAAAGCCUGAUGUGUGAGAAGCGGAUCCUGGCCGCGGUGACCAGCGCUGGACACCCCUUCCUGGUCAACCUGUUUGGCUGUUUCCAGACACCUGAGCACGUGUGCUUUGUGAUGGAGUACUCGGCCGGCGGGGACCUCAUGCUCCACAUCCACAGCGACGUGUUCUCCGAGCCUCGUGCCAUCUUCUACUCAGCCUGCGUGGUGCUGGGGCUACAGUUCCUCCACGAACACAAGAUAGUCUACAGGGACCUGAAGUUGGAUAAUUUGCUCCUGGACACCGAGGGCUACGUCAAGAUCACAGACUUUGGCCUCUGCAAGGAGGGAAUGGGCUACGGAGACCGGACCAGCACUUUCUGCGGGACCCCCGAGUUCCUGGCCCCCGAGGUGCUGACGGACACAUCGUACACGCGGGCCGUGGACUGGUGGGGGCUGGGCGUGCUGCUCUACGAGAUGCUGGUGGGCGAGUCGCCAUUCCCAGGGGACGACGAGGAGGAGGUUUUCGACAGCAUCGUCAAUGAUGAGGUGCGCUACCCGCGCUUCCUGUCCACCGAGGCCAUCGGCAUCAUGCGCAGGCUGCUGCGCAGAAACCCGGAACGCAGGCUGGGGUCCAGCGAGCGGGACGCAGAGGAUGUAAAGAAGCAGCCCUUCUUCAGGACCCUGGGCUGGGACGCGCUGCUGGCCCGCCGCCUGCCGCCGCCCUUCGUGCCCACCCUGGCGGGCCGCACCGACGUCAGCAACUUCGACGAGGAGUUCACUGGCGAGGCCCCGACGCUCACGCCGCCCCGCGACGCGCGACCCCUCACGGCCGCCGAACAGGACGCCUUCCGGGACUUCGACUUCGUGGCGGGGGGCUGCUAGCCCUCCCUCCCUCCCCCGGCCCUCCCCCGCCCCCACAGAGCUCUUAGUAGUUUUUAAAAAGGCAAACUUUGGGCUUUGCCCGGUUCCUGCG